CUAAAAAGAUGGUGCCCUAACUUUGACACUACGUUCACAUCUACCUUAUGAUUACCAGAUGUUUUGUGUAAAGACCGUGCCAGCCUCGACGUGGGCAAACGCAGUGAAUCACUUCAGGCGAUUAUUAUCCAACCGAAGGCUUCGGUCCAUCGUCACCUCCAGCUCAACGAACCGGCCUGAGAAGGCGGACCAUGCCAGAACCCGGAGCGGAGUUCAGCGUGCGUCGGCUCGGUUGCAGUCUCCUGGGGAGUGUGGGAGAGCAGAGAGAGACCGCACCAUCUCUUCCUCCGCCGCCAACAAGUUCUCCGUAGACUUUGAGCGAGGCCAGGAGGCUUACAGGAGCAAAGACUCAUUAGAGCUACUCAGAAGUUUGGUGGUUUUAAAACUUUGUUCCUAUGACUUCCUGGUUGAUAACAACAAAGAGAUUAUGGAUCUUAGUAAGAAAAUUCUGGGCCAGAAGGUUUUUGAUCAGUUCAUGAAGAUGACCUUUUAUGGCCAGUUUGUUGCUGGGGAAGAUCACAUAUCCAUCAAACCUCUGAUCCAGAAGAACCAGGCUUUUGGUGUUGGCUCUGUCCUGGACUACAGUGUUGAGGAGGACAUCAGUCAGAACGAAGCACACCAGAAAGAGAUGGACUCAUUCAUUUCCGCUGCAGGGAAUGAGAGCAUAGGCAAGGACUACAGAGAGAAAAACUACGAAGCAGGCAAGCAGUUAGGCGACAGUCAAGAUGAAGUGAUCGGAGCCUGCACCUAUUUCCAUGCUGAUGAGGCCAAAUGUGACCAGCAUAUGGAAACCUUUAUGAAGUGUAUCAAAUCAUCCAGUGAGAGCUCCAUGAAUGGCUUUUCUGCAAUCAAAAUGACUGCACUAGGACGACCCCAGCUUCUGCUCCAGUUUUCUGAGGUCCUCGUGAAAUGGCAACAAUUUUUCACAUUCCUCGCAUCACAGCAGGGUAGAGAUGGCAUGGAGGCCUUGGCGCAGAAGCUGGAGCUGACGCAGCUGCAGGAAUUGAUGAUCAGACUGGGUACAAAAGCUGACUUCCAAGACUGCCUUUCUGGAAAGAAAGGAGAAUCAACAGGAUGCAUUGACAUCCUUGACUGGAUUAGUCUAAUAGAUGACAGAGUGUGGAUACCAGACCUGCUUUUUGUUCCAAACGUAAAGCUGGGUGAACUGGAGCCUUUGCUGAAAAAUUUCACAGCUGAGGAUGAGAAUCAGUUAAAGAGGACAUUGCAGCGCCUUGAUGUACUGGCAAAGUGUGCCUUAGAAAAUGGUGUUCGCUUGAUGGUGGAUGCAGAGCAAACCUAUUUCCAGCCAGCUAUCAGCAAACUGACACUGGAUUUACAGAGGAUCUACAACAGAGAGAAGCCUAUUGUUUUCAACACCUACCAGUGCUACCUAAAGGAAGCCUAUAAAAAUGUAACUAUGGAUAUAGAACUGUCUAAAAAGGAGGGUUGGUGUUUUGCUGCUAAGCUUGUGCGUGGAGCAUACAUGUAUCAGGAGCGAGAGCGAGCAAAGGAGUUGCAGUACGAGGACCCUAUUAACCCUGACUAUGAGUCUACCAGCAGGAUGUACCACAGGUGCUUGCGCUACGUGCUGGACGAGAUUGCUCUUAACAGAAAGGCCAAUGUUAUGGUUGCUUCUCAUAAUGAGGAUACAAUUAAACACACCCUAAUAAGAAUGAACGAGCUGGGUCUCUUACCAACAGAGAACAAGGUGUUCUUUGGUCAACUACUGGGCAUGUGUGAUCAGAUCAGCUUCCCACUGGGCCUAGCAGGUUUCUCCGUCUACAAGUAUGUCCCCUACGGGCCGGUGAGUGAGGUGAUGCCCUACUUGUCCCGACGAGCACAAGAGAACCGAGGCUUCAUGAAAGGUGCCCAAAAAGAGAGAGAGCUGCUGUGGAAGGAGUUGAAACGUAGACUUCUCUCUGGGGAGCUUCUCUACAGACCGAUAUACUGAAAACACAGAAGCAGAGACUGAAAGGAGAGGUUGUCAGCUUCUUUUUUUAGCAGCAGUCGCCAUCAACCAUUCUCUCCAGCUUGAUGGCUACUGCUGCAGCUAUCUGCUCCAUCUCUCCCUCUGUGCAUGUCCUGUUUUACCAUGUCCUAUAGUUUUUCCUUUUUUUUGCACAUGCACUGCAUGGAGCUUUAUUAUUUUCACACACCUUCGACCCAUCCAAGUGCUGCUGCUGUUUCCUAUUUCUUUUUUUAUCCACCACCACAACUAGCAGCAUUCUUCAUUUUUGUUGUUCUGCUAUCUGUAGAGCUCUGGUAUCCAUCAAGUGGGCAGCUUUACUGCUCCAAAAGGACUCCCUAAAAUGUCAACAACACUAGGGUGGGCCUCCUUCUUUAUUACUCCAUUUAUCUUUGAGGGGGAAGACAAUAAUAAAAACAACAAACUAGUUUUAAAUGGCA
Messenger RNA from Girardinichthys multiradiatus, 2406 nucleotides. RefSeq names its product proline dehydrogenase (oxidase) 1b (gene prodhb). The record is from RefSeq and is a predicted model, not a curated record. NCBI's taxonomy places the organism in Eukaryota, Metazoa, Chordata, Actinopteri, Cyprinodontiformes, Goodeidae. Gene Ontology annotation, cellular component: mitochondrion. Gene Ontology annotation, molecular function: FAD binding; proline dehydrogenase activity. The transcript is spliced from 14 exons. Bases 59 to 1951 code for a protein of 630 amino acids.